Molecule: messenger RNA, 1152 nt
Organism: Lentinula edodes (shiitake mushroom)
Lineage: Eukaryota; Fungi; Basidiomycota; Agaricomycetes; Agaricales; Omphalotaceae
Exons: 4
Coding region: 1-1152 (383 amino acids)
Source: RefSeq, a predicted model, not a curated record
AUGCCCCUCCACAGAUUAACUAAACAGGAAAUUCAUAGGGCAAUCACUCGGAGCCCAUGGACGACAUCUUUCCGACACCUUCUCCCCGUAUCUAAAAUUCUCAAGGAUAGACUCCAGGUGUCGUCUUUGGAGAACGCCAGUAAAAAGGUGGUGCCGGUGAAGGAUAGGAUUAAAUACUGGAAUAUCGUGCCUGGAGAUCAAAUUAGGCUGCUCGGUAGAAGGAGAGGAGGGAGAAGCGAUGAAAACGAGGUGUUGCAUGAAGUAGUCGCGGUCAAUAAGUUUAGGAAUAGGGUUUAUGUGCGAGGGAUGAGGCAUGAUGUUUCACCGGACGCAGGACAACGAAAAGACAAGAAUUAUCACUAUUCUCGGUGUCAAUUGUUUUUAGGAGAACACGAGCUCCCACUCAAAGCUGGUGAGACGGAGCGAAAGGUUGUGCCGGUUUUCGCUCAACGAAUAGGAACAUCUCACCCCGUGUGGAAUUCGUUUCUACGUAGAUGGCAAUGGGAAAGAUUUGCUUCAAAAACUGUUCCCGUCUUACCAGAACGUCGUCAUGAACAUAUACUCAUUCCGUGGCCAAAGUCACAACCUACUAUUCAUGCCGAUGCUACGCCAUACGACACCCCGGAAGAACAAGUCUUGAAAGUAACAUACAAACCUCCCCCGUUCAGCCCGACAUUGCGAGGACUACAGCCUCGAGUACCUACAGAAACAGAGUACCUCCGGGCUUUGUACAACUCGACCUACAAAAACUCGGCUUAUAAAACGUUCUUCGCCGGCACCCAGCCGCCUGUGGAACAAUUCCUCUACAAAGAACUCUCAAACCCGCAUUCGCGUGCGAAGAAGAUGAAGCGCUGGCAGGAAGUUCAUCGUGCCAAGAGGGUGCUGCUCAACGAAUACAUUGAGGAAGAGGUGAAAGACCUAAAGGGGCGGACUCGGGGAGAGGCUAGAGCAGAAGCUGCAUUCAGGUGGAGACAGAGGCUGGAGGAAGAUAAGAAAGAGGGUAGGAAAAUCAAUUGGAUAAAGAAGGGUGGGGAGGAGAAAUUGGCGAGGAAGAUUAAGAUGAGAAAGAAAAAGGAGGAAAAACAAAGAUCGAGGUUGGCGAGUUUGACAUUGAAGGAGGAGCCGAACCAGGUCAUACCCAAGGAGCUUUGA